AAAUCUUAUUCAAUAAUGUCCAAACAUGCAUACGUGACCUUCUUGGCGGGUGCCCAAGGUGGUUACGUGAAGGGGGUUGUAGGCGUAGUGAAGGGUCUAAGGAAGGUUAAGACAGCCUAUCCGUCGUUGGUUGUGGCAGUGCUUCCUGACGUACCAGAGGAGGACCGCCGGUUGUUAAUAGCUCAAGGCUGUGUUAUUAGGGAGGUUCAACCGCUCUACCCGCCGGAGGGUGACAAGAAACAUAUGGACUUCGCUCGUGCCUAUUUUGUCAUCAACUAUGCCAAGCUCCGUGUUUGGGAGUUUGUGGAGUAUGAGAAGAUGAUAUUCAUAGAUGCAGACAUGCAAGUAAAUGAGAACAUUGACCACUUGUUUGAUCUACCAAAUGGGUAUUUCUAUUCAGUUUUGGACUGUUUUUGUGACCCUUCUUGGGGAAUGACCCCUCAAUUUAAGAUUGGUUACUGCCAGCACUCUCCGGAGAAGGUUGAGUGGCCGACCUCCGAUCUCGGACCACCUCCUCCCCUCUACUUCAACUCCGGCUUCUUCGUCUUUGAGCCCAAUGUUCUGACUUACCUUGACAUGCUUAAUACAUUCCAAGAGACUCCUCCCACUUGCUUUGCUGAGCAGGACUUCUUGAACAAAUACUUGAGGGACAAGUUCAAACCACUACCAAAAGAGUACAACAUGGUGAUGCCCAUGUUGUGGUGGCAUCCAGACAAGGUGGAGUUGAGCAAGGUGAAGGUGAUGCACUAUUGCGCGACUGGGUCGAAGCCAUGGAGGUACACUGGGAAGGAAGAGAACAUGGACAGAGAAGACGUAAAAAUGCUGGUGAAUAAGUGGUGGGAUAUGUAUAAUGACCCUUCUUUGGACUACAUCAAUUAUUCCUCGACUCAAUUUCUCACUGAACCUGUUGUUGAUUAUCCAAUAAAGACGUUUGUCUAA
Molecule: messenger RNA, 939 nt
Organism: Chenopodium quinoa (quinoa)
Lineage: Eukaryota; Viridiplantae; Streptophyta; Magnoliopsida; Caryophyllales; Amaranthaceae
Product: galactinol synthase 2-like
Exons: 3
Molecular function (GO): glycosyltransferase activity
Source: RefSeq, a predicted model, not a curated record